Molecule: messenger RNA, 2414 nt
Organism: Pangasianodon hypophthalmus (striped catfish)
Lineage: Eukaryota; Metazoa; Chordata; Actinopteri; Siluriformes; Pangasiidae
Product: 4F2 cell-surface antigen heavy chain
Exons: 9
Coding region: 647-2104 (485 amino acids)
Biological process (GO): carbohydrate metabolic process; amino acid transport
Source: RefSeq, a predicted model, not a curated record
UAUAAACCAAAUUAUUUGACUCAGUAAAAGGGCUGGAAUUCCCAUCACUAGCACACUAAAUGGUGGACCAACUGUAAUAAAACUGUAGUUUAAUUGUGUAUAGGCCAAAGUGGAAUGUGUACAGGAUAAUCUGUCUGGCUGCAAAAAGAAUGACUUGGCUUCAUGGCUGCUCUAUAGUUUCUAAUAUUCAAACGAUUUGGUUGAAAUACCUACAGCACUACAAUGAGCUGAAUAUGAUUAAUUAAUUCUGCAUGAAUUGCAUAGGAGUAAUAAACUUCUCAGACUUGAGGUUAGAGUUGGGGAGGCAAGGCUUAUGACAGUGGGGGCAGCUGCCAACCUGUGCCACCCUAGUUAUGACCCUGGAUUUGACCAAGGGGCCAUGGAAAAAUGUAGUAUCUCUUCAUGACAGCAUUGCCUGGUCUUAUCAGCAUGUGCAAUGGCAGCUUCUCGGCCCCCUGUUCUUACGUCAUUCAUCUAGCCAAUAGCAAUGUGGGGGUGGAGUUUAGAUCCAGAGCUGGUUUAUAGGACUAUAAGAGCUAGUGUCACUACCACAGUGCCUUCUGGUAUAAGUGGCAGGAUUUGGACCCACGGAGGACCUGUUAGAAGAGACCUAUCCACUGUCUUUAUCGAAUUCACCUGAGACACCAUGAGUACAGAGGCCGAUAUGAAGGAGGUGGAGCUGAAUGAGAUGGAGCAGGAGAAGCAGUCGAUGAACACAGACACGGAGAAGAAUGGCUGUGUGAAAGUGAAGGUUCCAGAGGAGAAAGAGGUCAAAUUCACCGGCCUGACUAAAGAAGAGCUGAUGAGAGUAGCAGGCACCACAGGAUGGGUGCGGAUUCGCUGGGUCUUGUUGGUUCUGUUCUGGCUCGGCUGGGUUGGAAUGCUGGCCGGGGCAGUGGUGAUCAUUGUUCAGGCUCCCCGGUGUAAACCUGUUCCUGACAUGCACUGGUGGAAUGAGGGACCGCUCUACCAGAUAUCUGAUGUGAACAGCUACUCUGAAGGCAUUAAAGGAAUAGAAAACAACCUGGACAGUCUGAACCAGCUGAAGGUGAAAGGGUUGAUCCUGGGCCCAAUACACACUGUUCAGGAGGACCAAAUGAGUACAUUGAAUUUGAAAGACAUAGACCCUGUGCUGGGCACUCAGAAAGACCUGGACAGCCUGCUAGAAAGAGCCCACAAGAAGGGUAUCUCUAUAGUGCUGAAUCUGACACCCAACUAUAAGGGAGCUGCAGCUUGGUUCAACAACGUUGCUGCUGCUCUUGAAAAAUUUCAGGAUGCAUGUGCCUACUGGCUACAACAAGGAGUGGAUGGCUUUCUCAUUUCUGAUAUGAGCCAGGUUGUCAAUACUGCUACCUGGAAGUCCAUCCAGAAUGUUAUUCAUCCCAACACCACAGAAGGGACUAAAAAAAGUGCUCUGAUAGGUUCAUUCACCAAGCUGCCUGCAGACAAUGUCUCUCUGCUGCUGGAGAACACUGGAGUUGAUCUGUUGCUAACCAGACUGCAAAGUUUUAAUCUGUCUGGGGUGCAGGAGGCUGAGGACAUAAUGAAGCUCUAUCCCAGCCACUCUAGCCUUGCCUGGAGCCUGAGUAAACACACUUCAGAUUUGCCCACACGCCUCUACCAUAUGCUGCUCUUCACCCUGCCUGGCACCCCAGUGUUCAACAGAGGGGAUGAGGUUGGACUGAUAGAGGGCGAAUCCCUUACUGGAAUUUGGGACUUGGAAAGUCCAGCUGAGGAGAACAAUGAAACAGCAAAGACUGUAAGAGCAGAACGCAGUGCAGUGCGAAGCUUCUUUAAGGCUCUCAGUGACCUUAGAGGUAAAGAAAGAGCUCUGCUGCAUGGUGAAUAUGCCUCUCUACACAGCUCCAUCUCCUCGUUUGCAUUCCUCCGCCUGUGGGAUCAGAGUGAACGCUUCAUCACUGCCUUAAACUGGGGCAAUUCCCCUGUCACAAUGACGCUGACCAACAGCGACCUGCCUGCUGAGGCCAGGGUCCGUCUCAGUACAGAUGCAGAGAAGCUAGCUGUGGACCGCAUGGUGCCUUUGGAGAAACUGCAGCUAGAGGCCAAACAAGCUGUUUUAUUGUCCUAUCCUUAUACAGGAUAGGUACAUUAAUAAAAAUACACAUGUAAUAACACAAGGCUCCUUUUCAAAAUAGAAAGCUAAUGUUAAACAAGCUCUGUUUGUUCUCAUCGCUAUGCUCAUUUUAGUUUUGGAAUAUGGAAGAAUGCUGUGUCUGUUUUAGAAAUUAGUUUCCUACAAAGUUUUAUCUGUAUUCUAAUACUAACAUAUAAGGGCAAAAUGGGUGCACUGAAACAGUAUUAUUACAGCUGGAUAGGACAUUCUAGCUUUGUGUGUAUGGGCCACCAUGAAAAAAUAAAUGCAAAAAAAAAAAAUAAACAUUGAAUAUGAUGCA